Drosophila hydei is the source of this 3878-nucleotide messenger RNA. It is a transcript of the gene Ptr, whose product is annotated as patched domain-containing protein 3. The transcript is spliced from 10 exons. Lineage: Eukaryota; Metazoa; Arthropoda; Insecta; Diptera; Drosophilidae. Bases 300 to 3812 code for a protein of 1170 amino acids. The record is from RefSeq and is a predicted model, not a curated record. Gene Ontology annotation, cellular component: cytoplasmic vesicle membrane; plasma membrane.
AAACAUAUAUGUUUAAAUAUAUGUAUAUAUUGAUAUAAAAAUGACGGACAAUCUAGUGCGUGUGUCUGGUGUUCAAGAACAAAGAGUUUAAUAAUAUUUUUUAAUUUUUAUUUAAAAUAUCGAAGCAUUGAUAAUUAUCAUAUGCGAAACACGACAAAAGUGCACUUCAAUCUUUUCCUUACGCCAAUUCGCAAAACGAACAUCUUGUACAAUUUCGAUAUAUUUGAUAUAUUCGAUAUAUAAUUCGAUAUAUAGAAAAUUCUUUUGGAUAUUCAACGAACGAUUUUAAUAACGACAAGAUGACGUGCGGCAUAUCGUGUGUCGAUAAGACACUAAACAAAUCAUUUUAUCACCUGGGCAUUUGCAUAGCCAAACAUCCGGGCUAUUUUGUCAUUAUACCCGUGAUGAUAACGCUGCUCUGUAUGACCGGCUAUCAGCAGUUAAAGUACCAAAUCGAUCCCGAAUAUCUGUUUUCGCCCAUCAAUGGCGAGGGUAAGGCCGAGCGUGCGCUUGUUGAGCAAUAUUUCAAAGUGAAUUAUACGCAUCGCUUCAAUGUAGGACGCAUUACCAGACCGGGUCGAUUUGGUCGCGUUAUUGUUAUACCAAAAGAUGGCGAUGAGAAUAUGCUGCGCAGAGAGAUUUUUAUGGAGCUACGACAGCUAGAUAAUCUCAUACAAAAUGCGACAACCACAUAUGAUGGCGAUACCUUUACCUAUAAGGAUAACUGUGCUCGCUGGGAGAAUGAGUGUUUCGAGAAUGAUAUCUUAAACCUGGACGCCCUGAUGGAUGAUAUCGAAUCGGGUCAAUUGAACUUAACAUUUCCCAUCAUGUUUAAUCCUGUGACAUGGGAUGCUCACGCCUUUCCAGUAUUCUUUGGUGGCACAAAACUAACCGAAGAUAAUUAUAUCAUAAGCGUGCCAGCUAUUCAACUAGUUUACUUUAUCACUGCUGAUACAAAACGUCAAGAUGCCAAGGGCGGUGAAUGGGAGGAGACCUUUCUGAGAGUCGUGGGCAAGGCUGAAGAUUCGGGCAUGUUUAAGCAUAUAUCGAUUUCCUACUUUGCCUCACGAACUCUGGAUCAUGAGUUGGAAAAGAAUACCAAGACCGUAGUGCCUUACUUCAGCUCUACCUUUCUGCUCAUGGGCUUGUUUAGCAUCAUCACCUGCAUGAUGGGCGAUGCGGUCCGGUCGAAACCUUUCCUCGGCCUGAUGGGCAAUAUCUCAGCUAUAAUGGCCACCUUGGCUGCUUUUGGCUUGGCCAUGUACUGCGGCAUCGAGUUCAUUGGAAUUAAUUUAGCAGCACCUUUUCUAAUGAUUGGCAUUGGCAUCGACGAUACGUUCGUCAUGUUGGCCGGCUGGCGACGUACCCCGGUCAAGAUGCCCGUCCAUGAGCGCAUGGCCCAUAUGAUGUCAGAGGCUGCGGUUUCGAUUACCAUAACAUCAGUCACGGACUUCAUUUCUUUUCUAAUUGGCAUCAUCAGCCCGUUCCGCUCGGUCAAGAUCUUUUGCACCUACUCCGUGUUUGCCGUCUGCUUUACAUUCAUGUGGCACAUCACUUUCUUUGCCGCCUGCAUGGCCAUAUCUGGGUACAGGGAACGCAGAAAUCUUCAUGCUAUAUUUGGCUGUAAAGUAAAGCCCAUGUCGGUGGCCAUUAAAGAGAAACGCAAUUUCCUCUACAAGGCGAUCAUGGCUGGCGGAAUUGAUCCCAAUGAUCCCGAUAAUCCCAUAGACAACAAAGAUCACAUGUUCAUGGCCUUCUUCAAGGACAAACUGGCAGCGGUCAUCAACAACAAAUGGUGCAAGAUAAUCAUUAUUCUGGCCUUCGUCAGUUAUCUAGCUGGAGCUUGCUAUGGCGUUACCCAAAUCAAAGAGGGGCUAGAAAGGCGCAAGCUGUCACGGGAGGAUUCCUACUCAGUGGAGUUCUUCGAUCGUGAAGAUGACUACUACCGCGAGUUUCCUUACAGGAUGCAGGUUAUUAUUGCAGGCCCAUUGAAUUACUCAGAUCCCGAAGUACAAGAGCAAGUGGAGAAUCUGACCAGCACUUUGGAACAUACCUCUUAUGUUACCUCCUCCCUAUAUACCGAAUCGUGGCUGCGUUCGUUCCUCUCCUUUAUGGACCGCAAUAAUGACUAUCUGAAUGAGACGAUCGAUGAUGAGCAAUCGUUUAUUGAUGCAGUCAAGGAGCACUGGCUAUUCCCUGGCAAUCCCUUCGCACUGGAUGUGCGUCUCAAUCCGGAGGAGACACAGAUCAUUGCCUCGAGGUUCCUCAUACAGGCUGUCAAUAUAACGGAUACGAAUCACGAAAAGGAAAUGGUGCGAGACUUGCGUCAAAUAUGCAAGGACUCGCCGCUGAAUGCGUCCAUCUUCCAUCCGUACUUUGUGUUCUUCGAUCAGUUUGAGCUCGUGCGUCCCGUUUCACUGCAGGCCAUGGUCAUCGGCGCGAUCAUCAUGAUGAUCAUCUCAUUCAUCUUCAUACCCAAUAUUCUCUGCUCAUUGUGGGUGGCCUUUUCGGUCAUAUCCAUUGAGCUGGGCGUCGCUGGCUACAUGGCGUUGUGGGACGUCAAUCUGGACUCGAUAUCCAUGAUUAAUCUGAUCAUGUGCAUUGGCUUCUCUGUGGACUUCACCGCCCACAUUUGCUACACCUAUAUGUCGUCGAAGAAGCGCAGCCCCAAAGCACGCGUACGUGAGGCUCUCCAUUCACUCGGACUGCCCAUUGUGCAGGGUUCCAGCUCCACGAUCCUGGGCAUUAUAGCCUUAUUACUGGCCCAGAGCUAUAUCUUUUUGGUCUUCUUCAAAAUGGUUUUCCUUGUCAUCUUCUUUGGCGCUAUGCACGGUCUGUUCUUGUUGCCUGUGCUGCUGUCGCUCUUUGGACCCGGCUCUUGGCUGACGUGGACGGGCCGUGACGAUGGCUCCGAUGCGGAGGUGGAUGACAGUGCUGACGAUAUGAAGCUGGCAAAUGUGUUGGAGAAACCCUUUGCUCAGUCUUACUACAUGCAGUAUCCCAGCAUGGGUCUCAACGGGCCAUAUGCCUAUGGCUCGAAGGGUUUCCUGGGUGCGCCCUACAAGGCUUAUGGCGGCGAUGAGAAGGACCAGGGCCUGGGCACCUCUGGCGAGGACUCAUCGGAAAGCAGCUCCAGUCGCUCACAGCGCCGCCAACAGCUGGCAAAUAACGCCGCUGCCGUCGAGAAGGGCUGGCGGCACUCCAGCUAUCAGAAUAUUUAUGGCAGUGGCGCUGCACAAUUCCAGCCACAGCCCGAUCUCUAUGGCCAGCAGGUGUCGGCGGCCGAGUGGCGACAACGGCUCGACGCCCAUGAGCAGCAGCAUCAGCGGAAUAAGCAGCGACGCAAUCCGUAUGAGAACUACGACCAAGACAUGCAGCGGCCAAUUCGUCGCAAUUCCCAUGGCGAUGUCAUCGAUCUCCACACGCCCACGCCCAACUCGUCGCUGGACGAGCGCAUGAGGCGGCAAUACCAGCAGGCUCUUAGCGCUGGCAGCGGCGAUGACAGCAGCUAUCGCCAGCAGUCCGAGCAGAAUCCAGCUCCAUUGGCCAACAGCUCGGCGAAGCGCUACCAUCGCCGUCGCUCGUCGGAGGACUCGACCCGCUACCAUCAGCGUUGGCCGGCGAACAUUGAGGAGCGUCGCGCUCGACGCGCCCAUUCGCCUAGUCAGCGACACUCGCAGUCGCAUUCGUAUACCGAAACUGCCGCCGUUGCCGCCAACUUCGCCCAUCGCUCGUCGUCGCACCACAAUCUCUAUCAGCCGAGCAGCAAGGCCACGCACCAACCGCCCACAUAUCAAUAUGGGGACUACUAACAUUCCUUCGCUUGAAGCACGAAGUCGCGAGCUUCGACUUGCUAGUGGAUGACAUAAAAUGAACAA